Exophiala mesophila is the source of this 321-nucleotide messenger RNA. RefSeq lists its product as uncharacterized. Bases 1 to 321 code for a protein of 106 amino acids. The record is from RefSeq and is a predicted model, not a curated record. NCBI's taxonomy places the organism in Eukaryota, Fungi, Ascomycota, Eurotiomycetes, Chaetothyriales, Herpotrichiellaceae. The transcript has 2 exons.
AUGAGGGAACCCUUCGACGCUACGUCCUCUAUGAGGGAAGAGUACGCCCAGAAUGGCCUGCCCCCGCCCGACGAAGAUGACGCCCGGGACCAGUGCCUGCGAGCGAGCAUGGCUGCCCCCGACUUGGCCACCGUCAAAGUCUUCCUACGGUUCUACGCCUCCACCAGCCAGCCACUGUUCGACGCCGUCAGUCCGACCACCGACUCGCUGCAGACAAUAGCUGAAUGGUUUUUUGCCGGCUUCACCAAUGUCACAGGGACCGAAAUUGAGAAUAAGGAAAGGAGCGAGUUGUACUACGUACGAGUAAGCUCCGAAUUAUAA